AUGACCACCGCAAAGCUCGAGCUUCGAACAGCUCUCGGUCCAGUCUAUCGCGAUGUUCUUCUCACUCCUCCGCGAAAUUGCACCCCUGAUGAAAUACCGGUCAUUGAUCUUGAGCAUCUAUGCGCCGCAGAUAUCGCCGAGAGGAGGGACGUGGCUCAAGCGAUCAGAUCGGCCGCCGUGAACACGGGGUUCUUCUACAUCAAGAACCACGGCAUCUCACAAGACGUCAUCUCCAAAGCCAAACGACAGGGGCUCGACUUCAUGAGACAGUCUCUGGAGCAAAAGGAGCUGAUAUCAUCUAGAAAGUAUAGCAAGUACUUCAACGGCUAUUCCGGAGCAGCCACAACCAACAUCUCGCCUAGCGAGAGCGUAGAUAUCAGAGAGAGCUUCUCUUUCCGAUACUCGCCCGAACUGGAUCCCGACCACCCGACGGCCAUGUCAGAGAUUCCGCCGGAAGUGCGGCCGUGGAUCAGAGGCGAGGACUUUGUGUGGGAGGGCACGGCACACCUGCCCGACUUUAAGACGGACUGCGUGGCGUACUGGGCGAGCUGCCUGCAGCUCGCGAGGAAGCUAGUCAGGGCGUUUGCGCUCUCGCUGGACUUGGCCGAGGAUUACUGGGACGACAAGGUCACGCACCCGGGCGCGGAUUUUGUCUUCAACUAUUAUCGGCCACGCAGCGAGCAGGAAGUCAAGGGAGGGUUUGUCGGGCUUGGUAGUCAUACCGACUUGCAGCUCUUCACUCUCCUGUGGCAGGAUACUAUUGGUGGCUUGCAAGUACUUACCAAGGAAGGGCAAUGGAUCAAGGCUCCACCGAUUGAAGGCACGAUUGUUGUCAAUAUUGGAGACUACAUGAUGCGUCUGUCCAACGACACUUACAAGUCGACCGUCCAUCGCGUGACGAAUGAAUCACCAUUGGAACGUGUCUCGAUGCCUUUCUUCUUCGGUCUGAAUUUCAACUGCAUUGAGAGUGUAAUCCCAAGUUGCGUAUCAGAAACGAAUCCAGCAAAGUACGAACCGAUAUCUUGCGGGGACUGGUGUCAGAUGAGGUUCAAGAUUGAAAGAGAGUCUUUUGACAAGAAACAAGCAUCUGCACCUUCGUUGGCUCCAAGUGCAGUGGUUGUUCAGGCUCAGGCUUAG
This is a messenger RNA of Pestalotiopsis fici W106-1, 1137 nucleotides long. RefSeq lists its product as uncharacterized. The record is from RefSeq and is a predicted model, not a curated record. Bases 1 to 1137 code for a protein of 378 amino acids. Lineage: Eukaryota; Fungi; Ascomycota; Sordariomycetes; Amphisphaeriales; Sporocadaceae. The transcript is spliced from 4 exons.